Folsomia candida is the source of this 2184-nucleotide messenger RNA. RefSeq lists its product as uncharacterized. Lineage: Eukaryota; Metazoa; Arthropoda; Collembola; Entomobryomorpha; Isotomidae. Gene Ontology annotation, cellular component: signaling receptor complex. The transcript has 9 exons. Gene Ontology annotation, biological process: positive regulation of kinase activity; multicellular organism development; protein phosphorylation. The coding region runs from base 65 to 1513 and encodes 482 amino acids. Gene Ontology annotation, molecular function: transmembrane receptor protein tyrosine kinase activity; ATP binding. The record is from RefSeq and is a predicted model, not a curated record.
ACAUGUUCCUAUAAUUUCCGCUAGGACAAUUUACGAUAAAAUUUGAACCUCUCCAAUUUUCGAAAUGCGGCUUCUUGUUGUCUUAAAAUUUAUUUAUCUCAGAAUAACGUUAACUCUGGGUUACAAUAAUUUCACUUUGAUCACAACUUCCGAGUUUAAAGCUUGUCAGGAUUGUCCUUGGGUUCGCAGAUUUAAUAGUGAGCAACUAACAAGUAACAACAAACCUCUGCUGCAAUUUUCUUGCCGAUCGAAUUAUUCUAUUGAUUGGGAAUUUCAUUAUGAUGAGAAUGACCAAGUCGAAGUUCAAUUGCGAACAAUGGAUUAUAAGAGGGAAGUCCAAUCCUUCACAAAUGUCUCUAGUUAUUCUUAUAGAAUAAAUGUCAUCAUCUAUUAUCCCUAUCGCCUCAAAUAUUUUCCUAAUUUCACCUGUUUCUCGACACAAAAUAGUACCAAGCUGACACGACUUGUGGCCAAUGGCAAUAGCGAUUUUUUUGAAAUUUCUGCUGCCUCAACGCCAAAUGAUUAUUACAAAUCACACUUGCCAAAAGAUUCGUGUCAAGCCUGGACAUAUUUUGCGGUUUCACCUGCAGUUCCACACGAGGAUAAUAUGGGGCCGUGUUAUAACUGUUUUUUACAUGCUAAUGCAACCAGACGGGAUUUGAAUUAUCAACUGAUUCCUCUUAAGCAUAAUUGUGAAAAGUUUGCCUUGUGUGAGAGUAUAUGGCCGAACGAAUUGGAGGUAGGUUGCAUGUCGAUUUUUGAAGGUGGUUUCGAACCACCGUGUGGAACUGGUGUUCAGGAAAUUUUCUGUUUUACGUCGGAUAACAAACAGUGUGUUGCGUCUAAUGACCUUAAGCCAUUUGUGAUUUCAUGUCAAAAUGCUUAUCAAAGUGGCGUAAUAAAAGCGACGUUUGGGUUUUAUGGGAUUCGAAGUAUGGAGCAGUUUCUCAGGGAUAAUUCAACACGUCCACAAAUUUACUUCAGUUUGGACCCUGCCAACCAGGAAAUGCUUAACGAAAUGGUGGAACUGGUCCAACAAAAUGCUACAAGAGAGACAUUUGUAGGACAGGAUGUGGUAUUUCGGUGCAGGGUGACCUCUAUCUAUUGCGGUUAUCCGUUGUGGAUUAGUGUUAUUUAUGAAGAAGGGGAACCACUUUAUGCGGAAAUGCCGUAUAAUUUGAACAGCAGCCUAAACCAUGGCGAAAUUUAUAACCAUAAUAACGGGACUAUCUUGGGUGCCGGAGCGUUUGGCAUGGUUGUGAAGGGAAAACGGAUAAACGGCAAUGGCUCUCAUGAUUAUCAAAAUACUUCCAAUUCCAAUACUGCCGUGGCAGUAAAAAUGGUGAAACCGGAUGUUGAAGUAGAACAUUUUAAAGCCCUUUUGUCGGAAAUAAAAAUAAUGGCUUAUCUUGGAGAUCAUAAGCAUCUAGUAAAGUUUCAUUGCGCUUGCACAGAAAGUAUUCAAAGUCGAAAAGUUUACAUUGUUGUGGAAUUGUGCAGUACGGGAGAUUAGAAAGGGACGAGAAAGAACUACCACCAUUUUCUAGUCUGUCCUUAUUUAGGUGGAGUUCUGAAAUAGCGCGUGGAUUGGACUAUGUCCACUCGAAGAAUGUUAUCCAUGGUGACCUUGCGAUAAGAAAUGUCCUCUUGACGGAAACCUUGACUGCUAAGAUAUCCGAUUUUGGUCUUUCCAGACUGUUGGUGAAUUCCUCAAAUUAUGUCAAAAAAUCACAGGUACCUCUGCCUUGGCGCCACAUGUCGCCAGAAACACUGCGGGAUAAAAACUUUUCAACAAGCUCAGACAUUUGGGCUUUAGGAGUAACCUUGUGGGAAAUAUUUGAGCUUUGUUAGGUAUAUGUAUGCCUACGUAGAUAUGCAUAUGUAAUUAGUUAUGAAUCUGUACAUCACUCCAUCUUUAACUCUCCACUAAUAAAUACUCUCCUCUGUCUCCUCUCACUGUGUACCACUUAUUUAUGUAUAAUCAUAUAUACAUAACAUUGGUGGACCGUCGAGUACUUUCUUUGGCUCCUCCCACUCACAAUGGAUUUUAAAAUUUUCAAAAUUCUUCGCAAGACAUAUCACCUACCAAAUUUGCUACGACUGCGACGACUAAGCAGCUUGACCACCGCCCCUUAGAGCUUGUCAUUUUGCUUCCGAUAGGGAAAUUUCCCAAAUCUCUCUUCU